Molecule: messenger RNA, 602 nt
Organism: Ichthyophthirius multifiliis
Lineage: Eukaryota; Ciliophora; Oligohymenophorea; Hymenostomatida
Exons: 1
Cellular component (GO): cytosolic small ribosomal subunit
Molecular function (GO): structural constituent of ribosome; RNA binding
Source: RefSeq, a predicted model, not a curated record
AUGGUACACGUUCCAAAACAAACAAAAAUUAAAAUUUACAAAUAAUUAUUAAACGAUGGAGUUUUUGUUUUAAAAAAAGAUUUUUAAGGAAACCACGAAGAAACAAAUGUGCCAAACCUCCACUGCUAUAUUUUAUUAAGAUCAUUAAAAGAUAGAGGUUUAAUGGAGGAAGUAUAUAAUUGGGGAUUCACUUAUCUUUAUUUAAAUCUUAAAGGAUGUGAAUAUUUGAAGGAAAAACUCGGAAUUUCUGCCGAUAAUGUCAUUCCUAAUACUUUUAAAGCAUCAAAAUAAAAUUAUAUUUCUAGAGAAGAAGAUGAUGAAGAAGGAAAAGCAAGAAGAAGAAUGGGAGGUGCAGGUCCUCGUGGAGGAAAUAGAGGUGAAGGUGGAAGAAGAGGAUAUGGAUAGGGUGGAAGAAGAAGAAAUGAUGAAGAAUAAGUAUAAGAAUAAUAAAAUGAAUAAUAAUAAGAAUAAUAACAAACUGCUUAAUGAUAUUAAUUAUUUUAAUUUUUUUUUUUAUUUAAUAAAAAAAAAAAUUAAAAAAAUUUGUUUAUUCAUUUCAUAUUAUUUUAUAAAAAAUAUUUCUAUUUAAAUAUUAAAUAUAU